AUGUUAUUUCCCAGCACAUACUCCCCAAGACUCGACAGCAACGUGACCACGUUGCAGCCGGUCAAUCCGUCAUCCGCAGAUAUACAACCGAGACGCUCUUCACCCGAGGUAUACCUCUCGUUGGCGUGUUAUGGCAUUCUUGUGAUAACUAUCCUUUGUGGUAACAGCCUUGUUGUUUCAGCCUACGUGUUAAACAAAUGGCUACGCAGAGCUCUCACACACACCCUGAUAAUAGGACUGGCGCUGGCUGACCUUCUGAUUGGGUUAGUUUCUGUGCCCAUUUGGAUGUGUAUUACUCUGUGGAAUCAUCGUGGCGAGCCGUUCAAUGUGCAUAUUUAUCAACUUUACAUAAUUGCUGAUAUAUUUAUCGGAGGCGCAUCCAUUCUUCAGCUAACUGCUAUUGGCAUAGAAAGAUCCCACGCCAUCCUGAGACCAUUUCAGCAUCGCCGUCUUCAACAGAAAACCUUGUACAUUGCAGUAGCCUCAAUUUGGGUUUUCUCUGCUGUUCUGUCUUCACUACAGCCUUUGCAGUAUGGAACGGACUGGCAGGUGCCAUACACCAUUCUUACAGCAAGUGCUUGUUUCUUCAUUCCAGUGUUGAUCAUUAUCACUGCUUACGGCAGCAUUUUUGUGGUUGCUAUGAAAGGGAAAAAAUUACAGAGCCAAAAUCAGACACUAACGUCUUCUUUAGAUAAGGAGGUAAGGUUUGUAUAAUCGCUUUCUUCUGAGAAAAGAUGAGAAAGGGCAGAAAUGGAGAAGGGCGGGGGGAGUUGGAGAAGGGUGGAGAGAGAGAAAAGGGCUGGGUACAUAGUGUAAAAGUGACGAAAAAUAAAUGCAACUUUUACGGUACACUGAUGGAAAACUUUACCAAAGUUUAUCCAUUUUCUUGCUGUAGAUGAAACUGUGUGGGACCAUCGCUCUCAUAACGUUGUUGUUCAUCAUAGCAUGGCUUCCACUUUUCACCUUGACAAUGCUGGCCACGUUUGAUCCUAAAGCUCUCCCGAAGCCGAUCAUUUUCUCUCGCCUACUGCACUUUGUUAAAUGGAUGCAUUACAGUUCAAGUGCCAUUAAUCCAUUCUUGUACUCUCACCGAAACACCGACCUGCGCAGGACCAUUGCUGUGAUUCUGCGGCGUCUGGUUAUAAGAAAAGGACCUGGUUUGAAUGAAGUGUUUAGAAGACGCCACAGCAGCUUGUCCACUUUGCCUUUAAGAAGCUUGAGUAUCACUUCAGAUCAGAGUCGUAAGACGAGCAUAGAAAGCUGCCAACAGUGUCUCCCCAGGGCUCCCUCUGAAUUUGUGUCGUCCUAUGCUAACAUUAGGAGACUCGGCUCCCUGUUUGAACAAAAAGAAAAAGAGAAUGUAUCGGCUGAAGAGAGCAACAAACUUUGA
This is a messenger RNA of Pocillopora meandrina, 1390 nucleotides long. Lineage: Eukaryota; Metazoa; Cnidaria; Anthozoa; Scleractinia; Pocilloporidae. The record is from the annotation of a GenBank genome assembly.